This is a messenger RNA of Ictalurus punctatus (channel catfish), 951 nucleotides long. It is a transcript of the gene ferd3l, whose product is annotated as fer3-like protein. Gene Ontology annotation, molecular function: DNA-binding transcription factor activity, RNA polymerase II-specific; protein dimerization activity; RNA polymerase II transcription regulatory region sequence-specific DNA binding. The record is from RefSeq and is a predicted model, not a curated record. The transcript has a single exon. Lineage: Eukaryota; Metazoa; Chordata; Actinopteri; Siluriformes; Ictaluridae. Bases 226 to 645 code for a protein of 139 amino acids. Gene Ontology annotation, biological process: developmental process; regulation of transcription by RNA polymerase II.
CCUCAACGCUCUGACAGGAUUACUCCAAAAAAAAAAAAAAAGAAGAAGAAGAAGGUGAAUUACAGGCGUCAUUGCAUGGCGUCCACGCGUCCCGGACCAUCGGCCGCCAUAUCACAGUAAGAUUACUAGCACUGAUUCACUUAUAAGGAGUCCUUAAUCCGCUGGUAUAAAAGGCGCUUAAAUCAGAAGUCGACAUGUAGCCCUUUCACAGGAAUAUUCUGAGCCAUGGACACGCAGAGGCCUUUCCUCGAGCCGACCAUGUUUAACUUCGUCAGCGAUAUGGAUUGCGAAGUGCCUCCGGGUUCCGUCUUUGAAGAUGCGGAAGGCCUGGACACUUACCACAUGGACUACGACGGAGCACGCGAGGACCUCACCUCCGCCAUUAACGGGUUUGACUGCACAGGUGCGCGCGCAGGUGAGAACGCGGUCCGGAGGGCGCCGAAGCGGAAGCGCGUGAUCACGGGCGUGCAGCGGCGAGCCGCCAACAUCCGCGAGCGCAGGAGGAUGUUUAGCCUCAACGAGGCUUUCGAUGAACUCCGGAGGAAAGUGCCGACCUUCGCCUACGAGAAGAGGCUGUCGAGGAUCGAAACGCUGCGCCUGGCCAUCGUGUACAUCUCCUUCAUGACGGAAUUAUUGGAAAAAUGAAAUAAAAGAAAUAGACGGGACCUUUUACAUAAUAAUAAUAAUAAUAAUAAUAAUAAUAAUAAUAAUAAUAAUAAUAAUAAUAACAACAACAACAAUAAUAACAAUAACAAAAUAAUACAUUAUUUAUCAGCGUCUCAGACAUGACACAACACUGUACAUAAACAUACAGCCUAUAUAUAUAUGAACACAUGCAAUAACAUAAACACUGCAUGUAUAUAUGGAAAACAAUAAAUAAACAAUAUCAAGAAUAAAUAAUAAUUCUAAAAUUUUAUACAAAUGUAUAAAAGUAGCCACAUCAUCAUCAAC